AGUACAUUUACAGUUUGCUCACACUGCAUUUAUUCAUAGGCUUUUUCAUCUAUACACGUGGACAACAGUAAAGUAACAUUACCACAAAAACAUGACCUCAUGACUUGAGAUCAAUACUUUGAAUCGCCCAUGCCCAUGUGCCCUCUGUACUCCAGGACACAGUAUCAAUCCCACUCAGGGCUGCAGCAGCAGGACACCUAAAGGGUGGCUGAGUGGACACUAGGGACCAAAGUGUGGAAGAAAAGGCUCAAGAAUGGGACAGAAUGGGAAAACAAUAGCUGGGAGUCUGCUGCUCAUUCUGGGGAUGUUGGGACAAGGAGUACAUGCACAAGGGAAUGGCCGGGGUAAGAAAGAAAUCUCUGGAGCAGGAGUUUUCCAUCUUGGCCAAGACAGAGACAUGUGGAGGCCUCUGAUCCAAAUGACAGUAAACCUCAGUGAAGUCACCAGUAUAAAGUCAACAUUUCAGCUGCGUACAUUUGACCCAGAAGGUACCGUUUUUUAUGGAGACACUAAGGGUGGGGAGGACUGGUUUGUUUUGUCCCUAAAAGAAGGGUUCCCACUGAUGCAGAUCAGCAAAGAAAACAUGCUGCUCAGUGUGGCAGGAGGCCCCAAACUCAAUGAUGGCAAAUGGCACACUCUGGAAGUGAGCAACCAAGGAAAGUUUGUGGUUUUGGUAGUUGACAGAACACAGCCCCUAGUAGUUGGCCUACAACCCAAAGUGAAAGAAGAAUCCCUUGCUGGUGUACUCCGACUUGCUGUUGGUGGGAUCCUGAUUAAUAAAGCAAAGCUGCUUGUUCAGUAUAAGCCACAGAUAGAUGGCUGUGUGCGGGAGGGCAACUGGCUCAAUCUGAGUACACCUUGGGAGACAGAAGAGGAAGAGAUGUGGCCCUGCCAUGAAAAUAUCAAACCUGGCAGUUACUUUGUUGGCAAAGGCUUUGCUGUUUUUAACUAUUCCGUUCUCCCCAAACAAACAGAACAAGGGAUUACCCUUGAAUUUUGGGGAGAUAUGAAUGAGAUGGAGGGGACCAUUUGCAGCAUCAAAAACCCUGAUCAAGAGCCAAUUUUUCAUAUAGUAGCUGAUAAAAUUACAAAGCUCAUUCUCACCCUUGGGUCUGACAAAAUCACCAUGAAGAGUUCUUCCAGGAGGCUGAGGGUCACCUUUCUGACUGAUGUAUUAACGGUGCAUCUGGAUGAAAUUGUGUCCGAGGCCAUGAUAUCAGUGAGUGAGGAGAGCCAGGCUGGUUAUUCAGACAUUUGGACAGUAGGUUCUCUUUCCAUCGGAGGUCUCCUAGGUGAAGAUAACACUGGAAGUCAUUUCUUGACUGGGUGCCUAGAAAAGAUCCAGAUUCAAGGGAAGAACUUGGAUAUGAAUUUAGCUGACAAAGAGAUGUCAAUCAACUCUCACAGUUGUCCUGCCUGACAUGUAUUUUUUGUAGUCUUUUGUGAAUUUCAUAUUCAUAAUUAAUAAUAAUUGUUAUAUAUAUGUUUCAAGUACAGUCCCUUUAAGAUAGAUAGAAAAUUGCACUCAUUCAUUUCCUGGAGACUGAUCCUAAUUUUAACCAUAAUUACUCUGUACGUUACCAACCAAACCUUAACCUAUAUUAACCCAUAUCUUAACUUUGAACAUUGUUGUAGCAAAUGUUGAAAGGUUUAUCUCAGGGGGACGUGUUUCCAAUAAAUAAAAAAAUAAAAAUAAAAAUAAAAAUAAAGAGCUUUAGAGUUUUAGAGUUAUUUUAAUAGGUCCAUGCUAUAGGAGUCCCCAUAAGAAACUGCGCAAACUCCGGUUGUUCUCCGUGACGUGACAGAUACAUACAGACUUUGUCGCCAUCUAGUGGAUGAAUAUAACACUUGUAAAAAUACAUUUUAUUAUCAAACCGUUUUGAGGCAAUAUUUUAUUUCUGCUCCAUUUUCAUUAUUCUGUU
Molecule: messenger RNA, 1922 nt
Organism: Boleophthalmus pectinirostris (great blue-spotted mudskipper)
Lineage: Eukaryota; Metazoa; Chordata; Actinopteri; Gobiiformes; Gobiidae
Gene: shbg
Product: sex hormone-binding globulin
Exons: 8
Coding region: 254-1420 (388 amino acids)
Molecular function (GO): steroid binding
Source: RefSeq, a predicted model, not a curated record